AACAGAUUAAGAGCAACACUAAGUAUAAGAAAGACCAAAGAAAGCUGCAAGCAAUAGACACUCUUUACAAGUUCAACCAGAUUAUGGAAGCCUCUCUUGAACAAAUAGAGGAAAAGUUUGAAGUAAUGAAAAGUGAGAUGGACAAGUCCCAGCCUGACUUUACCUCAGGUAAAAGAAGAAUCAACAUUAAAAAAGAAACUUUGAAGAACAAAAAGAGUCUUCAAAACUCUCAAAUCAGACAACUGCAAGAUCACUUCUCUUAUUUCUAGAAUGACAUAUUUUGCAAAACUAAAGAAGGAAGAGAAAUCCCUCAAAAUCAAAUGAAAGAAAGCCAAAGGAGCAGGAGAUUAUAUCACUAAACAGAAGAAGAUCGAGAGUAAUCUCCAAAAGAUCCAUGAUCUUGAAAAGCGCAUUUAUGAUGAAAAUCUUAAAAUCAAAAGGAAAGGAGAUAAAUUCCUCAAAAUAUCAAAACGAGAAAGAAGUCCUCAGAAAAUGGAAGGACUUAUGGCCCAAAUUAAGGAUGCCAAAUCAAAAAUUAAAAAGCGAGAAGCAGCCUUUGCAACCCAGGAAGUACUCACAUAUGACCAAAUUCUAGAGCAGACAGAUAAACUUGAGCUAGAGAAUGAAGAAUUGCAAGCAAUGAUAGAACAAGUUAAGAUUGAGAAACAACCAGAUCCUAUCGCUGCUGAUAAGAUUAACAAAGAGUUGGAGGAAGUAGAGGCAGAGAGAGUUGAGGCUCAAGAUACCUUCAAUACUUUGCGAAAGGAGAAUGAUCACGAGAUUAAGUUCUCAAAAUAAAAUUACAAAAGAACUUCUUUCCGAGCAUAAAAAAUUAAAAUUUAAACUUGCCGAAGUAUUGAAAGAAGGGAGGAUAUUGACACUUAAAAUGAAGCAAAAGAUAAGGAAAUUGAAUAUGGGAGCUAAAUUGAAUCCUUUACACUAUACUCCUCAGAAUACUAGUUUGAAGAGUAAUGAGGAUUUGAGAGUAAUAAACUCCUCUCUUGGCCAACACUCUUCUGUCAAUCUCAAGAUUACAGAUACAGGCUCAGCUGCUUGCUAUCAGAUUCAGCCGUAUGAAUCAAGCUCUACCAACAACACUAUUCUGCCAAAGCUUAAAUAAUUAACAUUUUCAAGGUUUA
Messenger RNA from Moneuplotes crassus, 1139 nucleotides. The record is from the annotation of a GenBank genome assembly. Lineage: Eukaryota; Ciliophora; Spirotrichea; Euplotida; Euplotidae.